AUGCUCGUGCGCGGGGUUAUUAUAAGCCGGCCGAUCGAGCUAGCGCUCCGGAUCGACGUGGAUUUAAUUCCCAGCACUGGAGACUGGACGGCGAGCAAUCAUUCCAUGUCACGGCUACCGCACGUCUGGAAGAAGGCGGUGAUGAGGGAGCCGCCGGCGACGACGCUCUCCGCGGCGGCGCAGGAGAGGGCGACGGCGACGGUCCAGUCGAGCAAUGCAGUCAAGAAGCCGCCGCCGCGGGAGCUGAGGCGCCUCGCACCAAUCAGCGGCGGCGGCGGCGACAGAGCGGACAGGAGGAGGAGUAACGGCGCCAGCGCCACGGCGGGCACGGAGCUCGCGGAGCGCGCGGCGAAGGCGUGGAUGCGGCAUGCGCUGGCGAAGCGGGUCGCCACGCGCUUGCUGAAGCGGAGCACGGCGCCGCCGGCGGCGGCAGUGGCGGACGAGGGGAGCAGCCCGAAGAAGGUCAUCGCGUGCUGCUGCGCGAGGCUCCCGCCUGGCCUGCGCUGCGCGCUGCACCAGUACGGCGCGCCGGGCCGGGCCUGGAUGCGCGCGCAGCGCCGCGGCUGCAACGGCGGAGCGGCCGUCGCGCCGCCCAAGGCGCACGGGUGGGCGUUCAGCGAGUACGCGCGGUGGCGCAGGCACGUGUGGAUGCCCAGCCGGUUCUACUUGGAGCGCGUCGAGGCCGAGGAGCACCGUGCAGCGGCAGAGCGGCUUCGUCUCGUGAGACGCCUGUAG
Miscanthus lutarioriparius is the source of this 735-nucleotide messenger RNA. The record is from the annotation of a GenBank genome assembly. Lineage: Eukaryota; Viridiplantae; Streptophyta; Magnoliopsida; Poales; Poaceae.